Messenger RNA from Telopea speciosissima, 1181 nucleotides. RefSeq lists its product as uncharacterized. The transcript has a single exon. The coding region runs from base 1 to 1056 and encodes 351 amino acids. NCBI's taxonomy places the organism in Eukaryota, Viridiplantae, Streptophyta, Magnoliopsida, Proteales, Proteaceae. The record is from RefSeq and is a predicted model, not a curated record.
AUGCCAAAGGAUAGAAGAGGCCGUUCUGUGUCGUCUGAAAGGUCCAGGGUAUCUCCUUUCCCAUGCAGCUCUAGUCGCAGUAGACGUUCUUCAUCCAAAAACCCUUUGGAACCUGUGGAGGAUGCAAGAGAAUGGGAAGAAGCAAGGCAGUCGGAGUGUGAAAAAUCUUUGGAGUCUGCUGAAGAUAUAAAAGAAUGGGAAGAAGCUAGGUGUCCUGUCUGUAUGGAACAUCCGCACAAUGCUGUUCUUCUUUUAUGUUCCUCCCGUGACAAAGGCUGUCGCCCUUAUAUGUGUGAUACAAGCUACCGACACUCAAAUUGCCUUGACCAGUUCCGCAAAGCAUUUGCAGAGGCUCAAAAAACUACAGUACAAGACUCAAGCCCAAGCACGAUAACUUCAGAUGCAACACCCAUGGAUACUCAAGGUGUAAUAAUAAAUGAGCAGGCCUCAAACAGCUCCACCUUACGUUCUGCAAAGGCCUCACAAUCGGAACUUGUAUGCCCUCUCUGUCGAGGGAAGAUCAAUGGUUGGCUUGUUGUGGAGGAUGCUCGCCAGUUCAUGAAUGCCAAGGAAAGGAGUUGUGCUUGUGAAACUUGUGAUUACUGUGGGACAUACUCUAACCUCCGGAAGCAUGCAAGGCUUGAGCACCCUCUUGUGCGGCCCUCAGAUGCUGACCCAGAACGGGAGCGUGACUGGAGGAAUUUAGAGAGGCAGAGGGACCUUGGGGAUGUGCUUAGCACAAUCCAGUCGGCAUUUGUUGAGGAGAGGAGCGAGGAUGAGAUGUUUGCCAUGGACAAUGGGGGACUGCUAACUGUCUUUUUCCUUAUUCGUGUUUUCCGGCCUGGGUCCAGUACCGGUGGCAGUUGGUCUGGUGCCUCGAUAGUACGAGGCCAGCCAAGUCGUCGAAGGAGAAGGGUGCACUGGGGAGAGAGCUAUGAUGUUGAUACAGGUUCUGCCUCUGGAGAGGAUGAAAAUAAUCCGUUGGAAGGCAUCUCACGAGCCUGGCGACGCCGUGUGCGGAGUCAAAGACGCCCCACGCCAGAGAAUGAGCCUUGAAAGUGAUCAUAUGUUAUGAUCACUUUGUGUAGCUCUGUGAUUCCUCCUUUGGGCAUCUCACGGAAAUAUUUAGGAAGAAUCCUUGAGGGCGUAAGAGUUUUAUGUGCAGAUUUAAUUGUUUGGUC